This is a messenger RNA of Sporisorium graminicola, 1545 nucleotides long. RefSeq lists its product as uncharacterized. Lineage: Eukaryota; Fungi; Basidiomycota; Ustilaginomycetes; Ustilaginales; Ustilaginaceae. Bases 1 to 1545 code for a protein of 514 amino acids. The transcript has a single exon. The record is from RefSeq and is a predicted model, not a curated record.
AUGUCGGCCUCUCGCAGAGAGCUGGACCAGGGCAUCUCGGCGUCGCGCGCCGGCGGCGCACAAAAACGACCUCCAGCCACAUCCAAGCCUACCUCGCCUUCAAAGAAGCAACGCGCGCAUCCUCGCCCCUCGCCUUCCAUCGGCUCGACCUCACGCCGGUCGAACGACGAUUCUGCAACAGAUUCCGGCUCGGUCGCCUCCAAUGUUCGAAGACGCGCUCGAGACUCGGCAUCCGCUGCGUUGGCCGACGAGCCGAAAUGGGCACGCGCAGAACGUGUUUUGCUGGAUAGGACGUUGCGACUGCACACAGUCUCUCCGCUUCACUUUUCGUCAUUACCAGCUUCGAUUCAGGAAGUCUCUCGACCACUGUUCCAGAUGCUCAGGAACGAGCUGCAGCACUACAUCAACUUGCGGCUCAGCGACGGGUUUGGAUUUCUCGAAGCAGGCGGAACCACAAUUGAUGCGCGUGAUCCGGAAAGCGGCGAUCUUCGUCCACCGGAACGCAGGCGCCGCGCUGAUAUCGAUCGAGUCGGCCAAGUCCGCAUCGGUUUCUUGGAGGAUGCAGAAUUCACGGGAGCAAUGCAAGCGGCGAACCGUUCAGGCGAGCCGAAAGCGCGUCCGUGGGCCAUCGAGAUCGAGCUGGGCAAACCGGCGGCCGAGCAAGAUGCCUCGAAAAGCAAGAUUGCCUCGCUGCGGUCCCGAAAUGCGCAGGAAGCGACACCGGCUGAGCUGUGUCAUAUCGUGUUUGUGCCUGCAUCCACAACGCGCGACGGCCACUCGCGCACAUCUCGUCGAUACCCAUUAAUCGCGACCAAGGCACCGUCUUCAAGCGCUGCGAGCUCUGACCCGCUGCAGGCGACCUCGAGCGUCAACGUGGGUCCUAUCGUGCUGGGCCAUGCGCUCGACUGGAUCCAGAAGCGCUUCGACUGUCGCAUUUCGUCGGCGACGGGAGCUGCUGCCAUCGCAUCGCGGCUGCGCGGGCCACGUCUUGAGGCGCUCGCGGAACUGAUUGUGCGUCAAACGCGCGCCGAGAUGGGUGUCUCGGAUGGCGUCGAACGCACACCAGAGCAGCGUGCGGCAGAUUCGGCGGUGAAGCCGGUAGAGCUCGUCUUCGCCUUUCCGACCAGAGUCAAGUCGGACGGUAGGAAGAACAAGACGGCGCAAGGCCCCGCGCCGGACCUGAGCGCGCUCACGCUGACGGUGCCCUGGGAGGUGUGCAUGAGUCUGCUAGACGGGUUGGCGCUCGACGAACCACUGCUACCGGCGCUGAAUCACUACCUGUCGAUGCACACGUCGAUUCCUCUGGAUGCACUCGAACUCACACGGAUCGGCGUAGCGGGCAUCAGCGUGGGUUCGGGCAGAAUCAAGAUCUCCAAGGUCCCGGGACAGGAUGCGGUCAGUGUGGCCAAGAAGUCGCUGCUCAAGAGGUCGCAGGCUGGCAAGGGACAGGCGGAGGACGAGGGCGAGCCCAGCGAUCGACGCCGCGCCGGGGCAGUGUUUGGGUUUCUGAGACAGGUGGUGGAGGGUGAGGAUGACGGAGCGUGA